Molecule: messenger RNA, 3474 nt
Organism: Ananas comosus (pineapple)
Lineage: Eukaryota; Viridiplantae; Streptophyta; Magnoliopsida; Poales; Bromeliaceae
Product: plasma membrane ATPase 1-like
Exons: 22
Coding region: 368-3283 (971 amino acids)
Biological process (GO): regulation of intracellular pH; proton export across plasma membrane
Cellular component (GO): plasma membrane
Molecular function (GO): ATP hydrolysis activity; P-type proton-exporting transporter activity; ATP binding
Source: RefSeq, a predicted model, not a curated record
GGAGAACACUAAAAAAAAGACGAGAGAAAAGAUCGGAUUCGUAGCGACCGAGGCGCGGCGGAGCUCCCUAGGGUUAGGGUUUCGUCCGCUUCCAAAUGGACGAGGCCACCAGCGUCCCUCCUCGUCCCGACGUCUUCUUCCUCGCUCCUCGCUUCCUCCUCCCUCUCAGAUCAAUGGCGCGAGCAGCGGCUUCUUUAAAACCCCGUUUCUCACGUCUCCAUUGGACCGCAUUUCGUGGAAGACGACGAAUAGGACGAGGAAGGGGAGGUUGUGAUGGGUUUUUGAGUGAGCCAAGUGAUUCUGGUGGUUGAAUUCGUGAAGAGCACGAGAAAUCCAUCAAAGAGGUCGAAGAAACCCAAGGGUCAGCAUGGAUGAUCAAACUAUUGCGCUUGAAGAAAUUAACCAGGAAAUUGUGGAUCUGGAAAACAUUCCCAUUGAAGAGGUCUUCAAGUCCCUGAAAUGCACGCAUGAAGGUUUAACCACUGAUGCAGUUCAAGAACGGUUGAGGGUUUUCGGUUACAACAAGCUUGAAGAAAAGCAGGAGAGUAAAAUACUUAAAUUUUUGGGAUUUAUGUGGAAUCCGCUAUCAUGGGUUAUGGAAGCUGCUGCUAUUAUGGCCAUUGCUCUUGCACAUGGAGGGACGGAUAUAAGGGGAAAGAACAAGUCCAUCGACUACCAUGAUUUUGUUGGCAUUGUGAUAUUGCUUCUCAUCAAUUCUACCAUUAGCUUUAUAGAAGAAAAUAAUGCUGGCAACGCAGCUGCGGCACUCAUGGCUCGACUUGCUCCAAAGGCAAAGGUUUUACGCAAUGGUAAGUGGAGUGAGGAGGAUGCAGCUGUGCUGGUUCCGGGUGAUAUAAUUAGUAUUAAGCUUGGUGACAUUAUUCCUGCUGAUGCACGUCUUCUUGAGGGAGAUCCUUUGAAAAUUGACCAGUCUGCACUUACGGGCGAAUCACUACCAGUAACUAAGAACCCAGGGGAUGGUGUUUACUCUGGUUCAACAUGUAAGCAAGGUGAAAUAGAAGCAGUCGUCAUUGCCACUGGAGUUCAUACAUUCUUCGGAAAAGCAGCUCAUCUCGUAGAAUCAACAACACAUAUUGGGCAUUUCCAAAAGGUGUUGACUGCAAUAGGAAACUUCUGUAUCUGCUCGAUUGCUGUUGGAAUGAUCAUCGAUAUUAUCGCAAUGUCUGGUUUCCAAGGGAGGAAAUACCGCCCUAUCAUUGAUAACCUUCUUGUGCUACUCAUUGGAGGAAUUCCAAUAGCCAUGCCAACAGUUCUUUCAGUCACAAUGGCAAUUGGAUCACAUCGCUUGGCACAACAGGGUGCCAUAACAAAGAGAAUGACUGCUAUUGAGGAAAUGGCUGGGAUGGAUGUACUAUGCAGUGAUAAAACUGGAACUUUGACACUAAACAAACUCACAGUUGACAAGAAUAUGAUUGAGGUUUUUGCUAGAGAAGUAGACAAGGAUCAAGUUGUCGUGAUGGCUGCAAGAGCUUCAAGGCUGGAGAAUCAAGAUGCUAUUGAUGCCGCAAUUGUUUCAAUGCUAGCAGACCCUAAAGAGGCACGUGCCGGGAUUCAGGAGGUCCAUUUCCUUCCAUUCAACCCAACCGACAAGAGAACAGCUCUUACAUACUUGGAUUCAACUGGUAAAAUGCAUAGAGUGAGCAAAGGUGCUCCUGAGCAGAUUCUUAAUCUUGCGUGGAAUAAGGCUGAUAUUGAAAAGAAGGUGCAUGGAAUAAUCGAUAGAUUUGCUGAAAGAGGGCUUCGGUCACUUGCUGUUGCCUAUCAGGAAGUACCUGCUGGUACUAAAGACAGUCCUGGGGGACCCUGGGAAUUCAUCGGGCUUCUCCCUCUUUUUGAUCCUCCUCGUCAUGAUAGUGCUGAAACAAUCCGUAGAGCUCUUGAUCUCGGAGUGAGUGUGAAGAUGAUCACAGGUGAUCAAUUGGCAAUUGCCAAGGAGACAGGGCGGAGGCUCGGGAUGGGCAUAAACAUGUAUCCAUCUUCAUCUUUAUUGGGUGGGAAAAAUGAUGGAGAUAUUGCAGUACUUCCGGUUGAUGAGCUAAUUGAGAAAGCUGAUGGUUUUGCUGGGGUUUUUCCUGAGCACAAGUAUGAAAUAGUUAGCAGACUACAAGCCAGAAAGCACAUAUGUGGGAUGACCGGAGAUGGAGUCAACGAUGCACCUGCACUAAAGAAGGCGGAUAUUGGAAUUGCCGUGGCAGAUGCGACUGACGCUGCUCGAAGUGCUUCUGACAUUGUUCUUACUGAGCCUGGAUUGAGCGUGAUAAUAAGUGCGGUUCUGACAAGCCGAGCAAUUUUCCAGAGAAUGAAAAAUUAUACGAUAUAUGCAGUAUCAAUAACUAUUCGUAUUGUGCUUGGAUUUAUGCUUCUUAAUGUCUUAUGGAAAUUCGACUUUCCUCCAUUCAUGGUUCUUGUGAUUGCAAUCCUUAACGAUGGUACUAUCAUGACUAUAUCAAAGGACAGGGUAAAGCCAUCUCCAAUGCCUGAUAGUUGGAAACUCUCCGAGAUUUUUGCAACUGGAAUAGUUAUUGGUUCAUAUCUGGCUCUUACGACCGUCUUGUUCUAUUGGGCAGCUCAUGAGAGACAAUAUUUUGUGAACAUAUUCAAGGUUGAUACUCUAAACAUACACAGGCUAGAUAGAUCGAACAAGGACUUGAUAUUUGGCAGCACAGAGAAGUUAGCUUCUGCUUUGUAUCUUCAAGUGAGCACCAUCAGUCAAGCUCUGAUAUUUGUGACACGCUCAAGAGGUUGGUCUUUCUUGGAGCGACCCGGUCUUCUUCUUGUUGCUGCGUUUGUCAUAGCUCAACUGAUUGCUAGUGUGAUAGCUGCAACAGUGACUUCGAAGAUGAUCGGAAUCAGAGCAAUUGGUUGGCGUUGGACAGGGGCUAUUUGGGCGUACAAUGUUAUCAUUUAUAUCCUGCUUGAUCCAAUUAAGCUCGGUGUACGAUAUGCGCUUAGUGGCAAAGCCUGGAAUCUUGUCCUUGAUAAGAAGGUAGCACUAACUGGCCAGAGAAACUUCGGUCGGGAAGCUCGGGAGGCUGCUUGGGCCCGUGAGCAAAGAACACUGCACGGCCUGCAAACUGCGGAACCAAAAAUGAUCUCAGAAAGAGUUACUUUUACUGACAACAAUCAGAUGGCCGAAGAAGCCAGAAGGCGAGCAGAGAUCGCAAGGUUGGUGGAACUGCACACUCUGAAAGGGAAGGUGGAAUCUGUCGCUAAGCUCAAAGGCCUGGACAUAAAUGCCAUCAACCCACAUUACACUCUGUGAUGAACAGGCUCACAUGAUAUGCUGGACCCCUCCCCCCCCUCUCCGGUUUCUUCUGUCGCAGUAAUUGUUGUGAUUCCCUUUUUUUUCUUUUCCUGCCCCCACGUAGCUGUUGGAGGUGAAUUACCUGAAGAUGUUUGUUGAUUGGAGCGUAGUACUUAAAUUAUUUAGUGCCAUUUCUCCCCUAAAAGUCA